This is a messenger RNA of Emericellopsis cladophorae, 693 nucleotides long. RefSeq names its product Gpi-c transferase complex. Gene Ontology annotation, cellular component: glycosylphosphatidylinositol-N-acetylglucosaminyltransferase (GPI-GnT) complex. The record is from RefSeq and is a predicted model, not a curated record. The transcript has a single exon. Bases 1 to 693 code for a protein of 230 amino acids. Lineage: Eukaryota; Fungi; Ascomycota; Sordariomycetes; Hypocreales; Bionectriaceae. Gene Ontology annotation, biological process: GPI anchor biosynthetic process.
AUGCUCACGACGAUGCCUCGCCUCUACACGCGUCGACCGUCGCCCACCACGGCCGAGUUCACCGUCACCACCCUGCCCCCACCAACGAUCCCCUUGCGCAUUCUACGCGUCCUCCUGCUCGCGCUGCGCGUCGCCCUCGUCCUGCUCACGGCGCUCGCCCUCCACGCGCGAUGGCUCAGCAGCCCCUACGCCCAGCAUUCCUUGUCCACGACGUGCCCCACGGGUGACGGCUGGUUCAGCCUGGAGGCCGUCUGGUACGCGCUCGACACGCUCCACAAGUCAGGCCUGGGACAGCUCGUGGGAGGGCUGGUAGAAAACGUGCCGCUCGUCGUCCUCCUCCCCGUGGCCGCGGCGCUCUGCUACCUGCUGGCAUUGCGGGUGCACACGACCGAGUCUCUCCUCGUGAUGCGCGGUCUCGGCAUGCAGACGAGCAGUUCGCCCGCGACGUACCUCGCCAGCGCCACCUCGCGCUUCAUACCGACGGAGAAGAUACGGGACGUUUUCGUCAAUGAGGCCUUUAGGGGGUUCGAGGUGCGGUACUACCUGAUUGUCGUCGUCGAGGGGGAGGAGAAUGUCGUCGUCGUGUUCCCCCGGCUGUUGCCGCGCAGGGCCAUUGUGGAAACGGUCUGGCGAUGCGCACGGGCGUGCUUAUACGAAGGUCGGUGCGGCGACACGACGGAGGAAAAGGGGUGA